CAUACAGGGAGAGGGAGAGGGAGAGGGAGUGGAACUUGGUUGAGUGAGGGGAGGGAGAGAUGUUCUGUAAGGAGAAUAAUGGCAACGGCUACGAGCAGCAGCAGCAGCAGCAGCAGCAGCCACCGGCAAUGGUGUACGGCCAAAACCACCGAUACAGAGAGCGAGUCCGCCGUGGCAGUCGCAGGUCACGUGCUUCCUCUUCCAGUCCCCUUCCCGUUAGGGUUUCUGACACCGACCAACCUCGUCCUCCUUGCACCGAUUACGACAUGGCCUACUUCCAUUCCUACGCUCACCUCGGUAUCCACCAGGAAAUGAUCAAGGAUCGUGUGCGGACUGAAACUUACAGGGAAGCAAUCAUGCGGCAUCAGAGUUUUAUUGCAGGCAAAGUUGUAGUUGAUGUUGGAUGCGGUACAGGAAUCCUUUCUAUAUUUUGUGCUCAGGCCGGUGCGAAGCGGGUGUAUGCAGUUGAUGCGAGUGACAUUGCCCUGCAGGCAAAUGAAGUUGUUAAAGCAAAUAACCUGUCUGAUGUUAUCGUUGUAUUGCAUGGACGAGUUGAGGAUGUUGAAAUUAAUGAAGAGGUGGAUGUUAUAAUUUCAGAAUGGAUGGGCUAUAUGCUUCUAUAUGAGAGUAUGCUUGGAAGUGUUAUUACUGCCAGAGAUCGUUGGCUCAAACCUGGCGGUCUUAUUCUUCCUUCAAGUGCAACGUUGUACAUGGCUCCUGUUACACAUACUGACAGAUACAGUGAAAGCGUUGACUUUUGGCGCAAUGUUUAUGGAAUUGAUAUGUCCGCCAUGUUAUCAUUAGCUAAACAGUGUGCAUUUGAGGAACCUUCAGUCGAGACCAUAUCUGGCGAAAAUGUUUUGACAUGGCCUCAUGUGGUGAAAUAUGUUGAUAGUUAUUCUGUUACCAUCAAUGAAUUAGAAACUGUAACAACAAAGUUUAAGUUCAACUCCAUGAUGCGAGCUCCACUACAUGGUUUUGCAUUUUGGUUUGAUGUUGAGUUUAAUGGGCCUGCAAUAGCACCAACCAAUUAUCAUUCGUCAACACCAAUUAUUGAGAAUCAUCAGGUGAAUGGUAGUCAGAGAAAAAAGCGAACAAAUCCAAAUGAAGCACUGGUCCUGUCCACGGCACCUGAGGACCCUCCAACACAUUGGCAGCAGACUUUGAUAUACUUCUACGAUCCUAUUGAGCUGGAACAAGAUCAACUUAUUGAAGGUUCAGUGACAUUGACACAGAGCAAAGAAAAUGUUCGAUUUAUGAAUAUUCACCUUGAAUAUAAUUCAGGUGGUCGAGCGUUUGUGAAAGAGUCUGUUAUGAGAUGACCUUAAAGUUGUUUUACCUAGUCUUUUUCGUCAACACUCAACACCGAUGACUCAUUAUUAUCCUGGGAUCUGUUGCAUAAAAAACCCUAAUCGCUGUCUGCUAGAUUAGAAUGGAGCAACUGACGAACUUGUAAGCAUAUUUAGUUAGGUCAAAUUUUGUUGUAAUCUAAUUUAAAAGGGAGGAUUACGUCAUAAUUGGUUUGUUAUUUUUAUUUUUGUAUUUUUCAUUUGUGGGGCUAUCUCAUUUCAAUUUUCUGUAUUACUGAACUAAACGUUCUCGGCUAUUUAUCUGAAAUCAGUUUUAAAAUUUCUCCUA
Molecule: messenger RNA, 1638 nt
Organism: Lotus japonicus
Lineage: Eukaryota; Viridiplantae; Streptophyta; Magnoliopsida; Fabales; Fabaceae
Product: probable protein arginine N-methyltransferase 6
Exons: 13
Coding region: 60-1322 (420 amino acids)
Biological process (GO): peptidyl-arginine methylation
Molecular function (GO): protein-arginine N-methyltransferase activity
Source: RefSeq, a predicted model, not a curated record